This is a messenger RNA of Cotesia congregata, 801 nucleotides long. The record is from the annotation of a GenBank genome assembly. NCBI's taxonomy places the organism in Eukaryota, Metazoa, Arthropoda, Insecta, Hymenoptera, Braconidae.
AUGCAAAUAUGCUUUUAUUUAUUUUUAUUAAAUAUUUGGAGCAUCAACAUGGACGUACGUAGAAGAGAACGUGAGAAUAUUGGAUUAAAAGGAGUAAGUCAAGUCUGGGGUAAAUCUCCGACAAGAAUAGAAGAUUCUGACGACGAAGAUGAAAUAGCGGUUAAAAAACGUGAUCAUUCACCGGAGCGACGUAAAAAAAGUAAAAAAGACAAGAAAAAAAAAAGUAAAAAAUUAAAAAAGGAAAAGAAAUCUAAAAAAGAAAAGAAGAAGAGUAAAAAAAGGAAACGUAAAUACUCAGAUAGCAGUUCGAGUGAUUCAGGAUCAUCCGAUGACGACGAUGGUCAAGUUAAGUGGGUUGAGAAAGGGAGCGAACAAGUUAAAAGUAAAAAGAAGCGUAGAUCCAGUUCUGAUGACAGUGGUGAUGAAAGUGUUGUUGGUCCACUACAAAAACAACACGUCACUCUGUCUGCUAAAGACUUUGGUAAAGCUUUAUUACCUGGUGAAGGAGCUGCAAUGGCUGCUUAUAUUGCUGAGGGUAAACGUAUCCCACGUCGUGGUGAAAUAGGUCUUACUUCUGAUGAAAUAGCUUCCUAUGAAAGCGUUGGAUAUGUUAUGAGUGGUAGCAGGCAUCGUCGAAUGGAGGCUGUUCGUAUACGAAAAGAGAACCAAAUUUAUUCAGCGGACGAGAAACGAGCGUUGGCGAUGUUCAGUAAAGAAGAACGUCAGAAACGUGAAAACUUAAUUCUAGGACAAUUUAGAGAAAUGGUCAGUCAGAAACUGGCUCAGGAAGAAAAGAAAUGA